AGGCAGCCCGUACAACAUGCGCUGUGCAGUUAGGACCGGCGGCGGCAUGUUACUCACGUCUUUGCAUUGAUAUUUCUGGCAUUACAAUCACUUCAUACCUAAUGCAUUUAUUUAAUCCAACUUAGUAUUAUUAUGAAGUACUUCUGAACUGUUAAAACAGGCAAAAAAUAGUUGUGCAUUUAGAUGUCCUAUACCCAGAUAGCCUACAUUUAAUAUUUUUUACGUUUUUUACCAACGUUUUUCUCAGCACAAUUUCAAGGGAAAAGUUGCACUCGCAGGAUUGUCCUAAACAGAAGGAAACCCGCAGGUCACUUGGAUGAAUCUCGCAGCUCCCUUUCGGCUCUGUGCAUAUGUUGCCUGGGCUGUGGAUGUGGACUGAGACGGUAUCUGGGUGAAGCAAAAUACAUUCUUCAGUUUUUCUUCUGGUACAUUUGAAAAACAAGGAAGCAACCCAAUGUUGCAACCACUGGCACGGUGCUCCACCGCUCACUUAUCAUUGCGCUGGCAUUUCAGGACUCCGCCAGAAUAUUCCGUUUAAGGACCCUGCGCUCCACGCUUUUUCUUAGGCAGUUUUAGACACUGGAGACAGGUGUAUUUCAGCAACUGAAGAUGCCUUUUUUCCCUUCAAGGUUCAUCUGCGUGUGUUUACAUUUCCUAGUUCUGUAUUUCCAGCUACAGGAGUCUCAGCAGAGGUUAGCUGACUUUCGGCUGUACAUUGAGAACCACACGCGACACCCGGAAGAUCUGAGCCGGAAGCAGAUACGCAUCUACCAGCUAUACAGCCGUACCACAGGAAGACACGUCCAGGUCUUGGGCAAGAAGGUCAAUGCCAACGGGGAAGAUGGGGGCCAGUAUGCUGUCUUGGUGGUUGAGACCGAGACCUUUGGGAGUCACGUGCGUAUUAAAGGAAUGGAGACAGACCACUACAUUUGCAUGAACCGAAAUGGAAAGAUUAUCGGAAAGCGCAACGGGAGGAGCCAGGAGUGCGUCUUUGUCGAGGAGUUUCUGGAGAAUAACUACACUGCGUUACUGUCUGUGAAGUAUAAGGGGUGGUAUCUGGGAUUCAACCGCAAGGGGCGCCCCAAGAAGGGCUCACGGACUGCACAGACACAGCAGGAGGCUCACUUCAUGAAGCGCCCCCCCGGGGGCACAGCAGAAUUGCCGGAGGACUUCCGCUUCACCCCCGUGACCAAACGGACACGCAGGGCACAGCGCUUGAAAGCCAGCUCCGGCACACACUGAGAGACCGGACGCUCGAUGGGGAGCGCACACGUCCGUUUCCAUGGAAACCUUUUGUCAUCGACUGUUAAAUUUCAAAUAUGUUCUAUUUUUAUAUUGCCAGGUCUAUAAUAAUAUGUAUUAUUUUCUCUUAUUUAUUUUGCAUUGACUUCCAAAGAAAACAAACACACUAAAUCUCUCUAAUGGUAUUGUAGAUUAGUACCAGAGGAAAUGUAACUUUAUAACUUUGCUUUGGGCAAAGGGACGGAUGUUUGAUUAUUUGGGAAAAUCGUCUCUUCCCGGCGGAAAACCCAAAAAACUGCUGUGUUCCUUGACACACACUUGGUUCGGAUGCUACAAAGACAAAUUGAGGGAGAUGCAAUAGUGUGAGAUAUUCCAAUAACUUUCUUACUAUUAAGUGCAAUAUUAUGUUUUUUAAAGUGUGCAGGCUCUUUCUAAGGGAUUUGCAAGCUGAUUGGUGGAAUGUGCUGAUGUCAUCACGCACGUCAUGAUUAUCAUUUUUCUGCUGAAAUUUUUGUGCACCCUAUGAGUCAUUAUAACCCAACCCGUAAAUAUUGCUAUAGCUGAACUUACUGAAAUUCCCAGUAUCUUCUAACCAAAUUUCACCACAAAUCUAAUGGUUUUACAGUGCUCAGAAACCAGCCUACUAAGUUUGGUGCCUGACAGUUCAGCAGCAUUGGAGUGAUAUAUAAUGAGUUCAUAAAAGCAGGCUGUUACUCUUGUGUCUCUUCUCUUUCCACUGACCAGGAGCUGGCAUGAUCAUGGAUAUCCUAUCAGCAUGAACUUGAACCCUUUAAUGCAGGGGUGGGCAACCCUGAUCCUGGAGUGCUGGUAUGGAGCAGGUUUUCCAUCCUACCUGGUUCCUGAUGAACCACAUCUGAUCUCAGGCAGAUAGUGACUCAUCAGAUAGGAUAAAGAACAUGCUGGAUAUUGACACUCCAGGAUCAGGGUCUCCUACCCCCGCUGUGAUGCAUUAGUUGUACCUGUCAGCUUUACAGCAUUAUAACAUGCUGUUGUUGGUAGCCAGCAUUGUUUCAUGACUGAGUAUUUGGGUCAUAAAGGUGGCAUUAUGUCCACACCUGCCGUUUUGAUAAGUGUAUAUGAGAAGCUACUAACAUGAUACAUUUGUGAUUUUAAGAUAGUAUACAAAAAAUAUUUUUAUUACUAUAAUGAAAUAUUUAUUGUCUUUAUAAAUAAGGAUGUUGAAAUAGUUUGACCUCUGCUAAUAAAGCAAGACGUUUAUUUAAAAAUGA
Molecule: messenger RNA, 2492 nt
Organism: Paramormyrops kingsleyae
Lineage: Eukaryota; Metazoa; Chordata; Actinopteri; Osteoglossiformes; Mormyridae
Product: fibroblast growth factor 18-like
Molecular function (GO): growth factor activity
Source: RefSeq, a predicted model, not a curated record